Messenger RNA from Coffea arabica (coffee), 2025 nucleotides. The record is from RefSeq and is a predicted model, not a curated record. NCBI's taxonomy places the organism in Eukaryota, Viridiplantae, Streptophyta, Magnoliopsida, Gentianales, Rubiaceae.
AAAAAUACACAAGAAGAAAAUGGAAGGAAAGCCCACCAAAAUUGAUUCUCAAAAUAUCCAAAGUCCAAAAGGCCACAAUCACGGACAAACACGAAAAUGUCACAUUCGACCUUUCCCACCUCCUCACGUGCUCUGGCUCCAUGGUGCAAUGUUCACCGGCGAUCACCCAAUUCUCCGUUCAGCUUCCGGCGGCAUCUCCGGCUUCCACCACUAAAGUCAACUCCCAUUCUGGCUAAAAGGGUCUCAAAAUCUGUUGCAAUCUUGGACUUCAAAGGUGGCAAAGGAAUGGGUGGGUUCCAUGAAGUUGAGCUCAAAGUCAGAGAUUAUGAGUUGGAUCAGUAUGGUGUUGUCAAUAAUGCCGUUUAUGCAAGUUAUUGCCAGCAUGGCCGUCACGAACUUCUGGAGAGGAUCGGUGUAAAAGCUGAUGCAGUUGCACGCACUGGUGAUUCAUUAGCAUUGUCAGAACUGACCCUCAAGUUUCUUGCACCUUUACGUGACUUCUGUAUGCUCGAUGUGAGUAAAAAUAAUGACCGGAGGAUGAUGGUACAGAUGAAUCUAUUCGCUUGUUCCAUGGUGGCCGAUCUUUCUGGGAAUGCUGCUUCUUCAGAACCUUUGGUACCCCUGAUGCUGUUGGAUUGGGAGCAGAACCAGUUGAAUUGCUCCGUGAGAGAAAAUGUAAGGAUCGGAUUAAGGUGCUACUUCUACUGCUAUUUAAAUUCAAACUGCUGCUUCUUCGGAACUGCCAAAAAGGUUUGGAUGAUGGCUUCUUUUCUUCUUCUGUUUCUUCAUCAGAUUCAGUUUCAGGGUUGAUGGACAAUAGCUCCUUCAAACUCUUUUUCUUUGUAUCUAAAUUCAGGGCUGUAUCUGCAUUGUCAGUGGCUGAACUUGUAGCUGCAGCUGAGAAGUUAAAGGCCGUAUCUUUUCGAUAACAUGACGAAAUUGGCUUAGAUCGAUAAAUUUCUUUAGAGGCUGUUUCUUCACCAGGCUUGAUGGUUGUGAUUUUCUUGACUUCUGUAGGAAUGAUCUUGCCAUUUGCAAACAACUCAUCUGCAGAUGAAAGCAGCCCCUGUGAGAAGCUUUGACUGAUGCUGAAAUUGAAAUCAAUGGAUUCCAAAAGUAAUGCAUCAGAUCGAUGUUGGUAGCGUUCGCGUGGAAUUGGAUCUGUUUCCCUAAGAUCAUGAGAAAAUGAGAUUCUUGGACUUACAACAGGACUUGAAACUUCUGAGCAUACAUCAACUGCCAUACCCCUAAUAUUCUUUUUACGAUGAGAAAUUCUUAUAGGAAAGGGAGCAUAUAUAGGGCUGGUAAAGCACAAGAUCCGAGAGGACGAACAAGAAUGUUAUGCAGUUAGAUUUUAUGGUCAAAAGUGCAAAAGAGAAAGAAUUGAUAUGACCGGAAUAAGAGCCAGCUUUUGCUUUUCAUGUUAAGAUUAGAUCAGUGGAAAAGAUUCCAAUAGAGGAAGAGAGAAUAAAGUGUGUCAUCAGGAGACAUGACUCAUUUCACAGUGGGGUAGCAGUGAAACUUGCAUUAUGCCAAAUGAUUCUGAGAGAAGUAAAAACAGAUCACAUUGCCAAGGAAAAGUGAAAGAAUUUGCGCACCGAAAGGCUAUGGAAGGAAAUCUCCCUAUAGGGUUCCCUAGGAAAGCUUUUGAAAAUGGAAGGAAAGAAAUACUCUAUGAGUAUUGAUAAAGAGAUUUUCACCCCCUAGCUCUCAAGGUUCAAGGCAUUAUAUACUAGAAUGGAACAGACAGAUUACAAGGAUGGAAUUUUGCAGGCGUAUGAAAACUAGGAAGCACUAUUUAACUUUGGUUUUCUGGUCAGGUGUCAGGAUAUACACCUCGAGUCCCAACAAGAAAAGUUUAAUUUUAUAUGCACAUUUGUUUUCAUUUAUCAUCCUCUGUCUGGAUAGUUAUGGGAAAGUUGGUAAAUUAUUGUAUGCGUAGCCCUAAAAAAUAUACCAUCUUUGCUUUUCACUACUCUCUACAUUACACUCUUUUUGGAAUCCAAGUUCCGAUAUACUCCUCUA